This is a messenger RNA of Linum trigynum, 1575 nucleotides long. The record is from the annotation of a GenBank genome assembly. NCBI's taxonomy places the organism in Eukaryota, Viridiplantae, Streptophyta, Magnoliopsida, Malpighiales, Linaceae.
CCGGCCCAUUUGAUCACAGGCACAGCCCAAACCACAGUCCGCUCUUUUCUUGUUCUGCUCCCGCGCACUAGAUUAGAAGUUAGUCGAACGAACCGCCGCCGCUUUUCACCUUGGUCGCCUCUCGAGCAACAAUGGAAGGAGAAGAAAUGCAAUUCCAUGCGGCGGACGGAGCCCUGGCCGAGUCUGGAACUAGCAAAUCCAAUGAGGCAUCCUUGCAGAAGAAGCACCAAGCAAUGAUCGGUCGACUGUCGAACCGCCAUCAAUCGCGAACCGGAGGUAGCGGCGGCAACAGCACCAGAUCCGCCGAAGAUGAUAACUCCGUCUCCACCGCCGCCUCCUUCGCGACCAAAUUCUCCGAGUCCAAGCGCUCGAUCCACUCCCUCAUUGCUAACUCCUCCUCCGUCGAUCCGUCCGCUCUCAGAUCUCACCUCGACGGGAUCUCCUCCUCCAUCGCCGCGCUAGAGCAACUCGUCGCCGAGAGUUCCUACUCCCUCCCUUCCUACGAGCUCCGAUCCGCCCUCAAAUCGGUCGCGGAACUCAAGCAGGCGGUGGAAAAUCAGAGCGCCGAGCUUCUGCCGAAGAAGAAGUUCUCGUUCAGGAACAAAUCGGCCGCGACGGCCACCAAAUUCCCAGCAGCGGUUCAACCGAAAGAUCCCGGGCUCCCGAAGCAGCAACCACCGGUCCUCGUGAUUCGAGAUUCGCCGGGGCUUCGGAACGCCAAGGAGGUAACAUUGACGAAGAAUUUCAGAGGCUUGGGGAUCGGUGAGUUUACUGUUGCCGAUUUGGAUGGUUGUGAAGUGAGAUUGAUUGGCUGCAUCAAUGCAUUGUUCUUCAAUAGAUUGAGGAACUGUAGGGUUUACACCGGUCCGGUUAUCGGCUCGGUGUUGAUCGAGCAAGUUGAGAACUGUGUGUUUGUAUUGGCAUCUCAUCAGAUUAGGAUACACAAUGCUAUUGGGUGUGAUUUUUACCUUAGGGUUAGGAGCAGGCCGAUUAUCGAAGAUUGUUCGAGGGUGAGAUUCGCGCCUUACUGUUUGAGGUAUGAAGGGAUUGAGAAGGAGCUGAAGGAAGCAGGGUUGGGAGAUGAGAGUGGGAACUGGGCAAAUGUGGAUGAUUUCAAGUGGCUUAGAGCUGUUCCGUCGCCUAAUUGGUCGGUUCUCGAGGAGAGUCAGAGAAUCGAGUGUUUCGAGAUCAAUGAAUCCAUAGAUGGAAAUGAGAAUACCCGAACAGACUGAAAACCCUAAUCCAUUUAGUCUCCAAGAGGUUGUUUCUCUCCCAUUCAUUCUCCGUCGUGUUUCCUUAAACGAGGUUCGGAUGUGGGUGGGAUCCGGGAAUGCUAAUCAUAAUGCAGAACUCCUGAGUCUUGUCCAAGAAGAGAAGAGGAUUCAUAUCGCGGUUUUGGUGCAUUGCUGAAGGAAUAAUUAGGUGUCUCUGCUGUUUAUUUUGGCUGUCCAGCUCUAGUUUAUGGGUCAAUUCCCUUUUCCAGCCCUAUGUGAAGUGUGGUGCUUGAUCAUGGUUUAAAUUUGGUGGGGAAUCCUGUUGAUGAAAGGAUUUAUCAAGUCGGGUGAUCAGUUGAUG